GAAUACCCGCCACCCAAAUCUGCUCCAUAUAUGAAGAAAAAAUAAAAUAAAAAGCAUUAUAUGAAUCAUUAUAUACGUAUAUCAUCAGCUUGUUCAUUCAUGUAUAUUAUAGUAUUUGUUUAUACGUAAUUUAGUUGCCAGAAUAAAUAGCAACCGGAAAAUCUAAAUCACUUUUUUUUUUCUUGUUGUUGUGAAAAGACAAAUUAAUAAACCGUUACAAGAUUUCUUCCAUGUUGCAGUUUUCAUUUUUUCUGGGGAUUCUUGAUUUUUUUUCCGAGCCUUUUCUUCAACAGCUUUACUUGAAAAACUUUGAAAAUCUUGUAACUUUCUAUUUGUUUUUCACACACGCAUAGUUGCCGCUUCAGUUUCCUUGGCGUAUAGUAUAGCUUUGUGGAUAUUAAUUGAUAUUUGCGACUAAAACUGCAAAUUUCUUGUUCUUGAAGAUAAGUGAGGAUUUGGGCUCUCUUGUUUCUUGUUCAUGCUGAAAAUUUAUUCUAACCCUCGUCUCAAAAGCGUUGAAUUUCCAUCCAAUCAGUUCAUUUGCUGCAAAGAUUUAGAUUAUAGUCUUUCAUGUGUCGGAAUCCGAUGGGUGAUGAUGAUGAUAUUCGUGCUCUAAAAGAUACACUAUGUGCUCAGCAGGAGCUUCUGCAGAAGCUCUACAAUGAGUUGGAUGCAGAGAGGGAGGCCUCUGCCUCGGCUGCCAGCGAGGCCCUGGCCGUGAUCCUCCGGCUGCAGGGAGAGAAGGCGGCCGUGAAGAUGGAGGCGGAGCAUUACAAGAGGCUGUCGGAGGAGAAGAUAUGCCAUGCUGAGGAAUCCUUAGCCAUGAUAGAAGAUGCAGUUUAUCAGAAGGAAAUGGAGGUGGCUGCAUUGGACUAUCAAGUGCAGGCUUAUAGGCAUAAGUUGCUGAGCAUGGGCUGUGAUGAUCAUGGCUUUGGUGGUGAGACGAGCGUGGGAUGCAGCAUAGGGAGGAGGCAUUCUGUGCCCUUGUCGUCUAGGGGGAAGAGCGCGUUGAGUGAGAGGGAUGGCUGUAGUGUGCAGGGGAGGGAUUUGGUUUCUGGUGCUGUGGAGGGGAAGGUGGUUGAGGAAAUUUGUGGGAAGGAGGGGUUGGAUUCGGGGAAAAAGAUCGAUAGCUAUAGGGAGAGGAUUAGGAGGUUGGAUGAGAAGGUGAAGGAGAUUGCAGGAGGGAGCUACAUGAGCUCUUCUAGGAGUGAGACGCGGUCUCCCUCUUCAUCCGUGUCUUCUCGUGUGAGUAGAGGGAGUUCAUGUGAUCCAACGAGGAACGAGGGCAGUUUGUGUCAGCCAGACAAGAUGAUGGAUGGAAGUGAUCAUGAGGUUAAGAGUUCAGAUGGUGUGGCUGCUUCUGCUGUUGCUGCUGAUAAUUCUUGUUCAACGAGCAUUCAUGACGUGUUUGAAGUUCCACAAGCUGAAGGGAGGUGUGAAUUGAUGGCGAAGGAUGAAAUCGAGAAUCUUGGGAAGGAAAACAUCGUUUUCCCAGAGGCUGUGAAGAUGUGUGCUAGAGAUGAGCCUGAGUGGCUCAAGAAAGUGCUGCAGUCGAGCCAAGUGAGUGAUGUUGAGUGCCGUUUGGUUGUUGCAGCGCCAGCAACGAGCGUUGCUCAGUUUCACACGAUGAGGGAUCAAGCUGGGGGGAGAUCAGAGAUUGUGGAAUGUGAGAGAGCAGUGGAGUGUAGCAGCAGAGAGGAAGAACUGAAACUGUUAAAUGAGAUUAGAGAGAAAGUGAAUGUGUUGCAUGAUGAGAUCAGGAGUUUGAAAGUGAAGAAGAAAUCAUCCUCUGUUAGAGAAGAAGAGCCAUCCUUGGCUAUGGCUCUUCUCUCAGAGGCAAUGCUUUCCUUUUGGCUGUGAUGGAAGUUAUAGAAAUCUGCUGAUUGAAUCGACGCCUGCAUAUUGUGUGUAUUCUCCUUCUCUCUCUCUCUCUCUCAUCAACGCCUCAUUGUGUAAGAGUGACUUUGCCAUUUAUUUCAAUAUUUUUUUACUGUAAUUGAUCACUUUGAUUUUGGACUUUUUGUGUUUUGUAUAUUGGGUUUUGGUUGCAGCUGCAUAGUUCUUUUGUACAGAAUGAAUACUGAUAUGUUACAUAUAAUCAAGAAUGUCUUCUCUCUCUCUCUCUCUCUCUCAUGUGAUCAAGCAAGCAUAAGUGAUAUGAUUGUGUAGAGCAUAUGGAGAAAAGGCAAAAGUGGAAAGGAAACUCAAGAAGUUAAUGGACUAGAAUUAUUAGCAAUGUAUUGCAGAAAUGAUCAUGUUUCAAACACAGCUAGAUCUUCUGCAUCAUCAUCAUCCAUUCCAGAAGGGUGGCUCGUCCCGACUACGAAUCACUCACUAGUUCCAUCCCCGGCAUGGACUUCCCGGACAGGAACGACUUGAUGAGCGUUAGAGCUUGCUUUGGCCUAUGCAGGGGAACUUCAUGGCCGGCUCCUCUCACUGUCACGAAUGUCAGCCCCUCGUAUUCUUCUGUCCAUCCGCCUACCUGCUUGUCGAACACAACGAAAUCUGGUUACCAAGUGAUCAGAAUCAGAGGGUGGUGUGGUGGGGUGAGGACAGAAAGCUGACCUGGCCAUCAUCAUACCAAGCACGCCACGGCCUCACUGUCGGAAGCUUCAUAGCAUCUAUGUUGUGACGGGUUGAAGUCACCGGAAUCACAGCAUCCGUGUCGCCACUGUCCAAGUGAUGGAACAUUGUAUUAAAAUCAUGGAUCCUUACUCUUUUGUAGGAAACAGAAAGCCAUGUUGUAACUGAUACAAUUUUUUUUUGAAAUGGAAGAUUAAGCUUAACUUUGAA
Molecule: messenger RNA, 2793 nt
Organism: Salvia miltiorrhiza (redroot sage)
Lineage: Eukaryota; Viridiplantae; Streptophyta; Magnoliopsida; Lamiales; Lamiaceae
Exons: 3
Coding region: 571-1860 (429 amino acids)
Source: RefSeq, a predicted model, not a curated record